Catharus ustulatus (Swainson's thrush) is the source of this 1224-nucleotide messenger RNA. RefSeq names its product myosin light chain 9 (gene MYL9). The coding region runs from base 196 to 714 and encodes 172 amino acids. Lineage: Eukaryota; Metazoa; Chordata; Aves; Passeriformes; Turdidae. The transcript has 5 exons. Gene Ontology annotation, biological process: platelet aggregation; myofibril assembly. Gene Ontology annotation, cellular component: myofibril; stress fiber; cytoplasm. The record is from RefSeq and is a predicted model, not a curated record. Gene Ontology annotation, molecular function: calcium ion binding.
CCGCGCCGGCCGCCCGCAGCACCCGCACGUCCUGCAGCUCCGGCAGCUCCCGCACGUCCUGCAGCUCCGGCAGCUCCCGCAGCUUCCCGCUCCGGGACAGGCUCUGUGCGGUUGUAGGAGGAGUUUGCGGUCACCUCUCCCCUCCGAGGCGCUGCGGCCGCAUUCCCCCGCCGAGGUACUCCCCCAGCCACCAAGAUGUCCAGCAAACGUGCCAAAGCCAAGACUACCAAGAAGCGCCCCCAGCGCGCCACCUCCAAUGUCUUCGCCAUGUUCGACCAGUCGCAGAUCCAGGAGUUCAAGGAGGCCUUCAACAUGAUCGACCAAAACCGUGAUGGCUUCAUCGACAAGGAGGAUUUGCAUGACAUGCUGGCUUCCCUCGGGAAGAACCCCACUGAUGAGUACCUGGAGGGGAUGAUGAGCGAGGCACCGGGGCCCAUCAACUUCACCAUGUUCCUCACCAUGUUCGGGGAGAAGCUGAACGGCACUGACCCUGAGGAUGUGAUCCGCAAUGCCUUCGCCUGCUUUGACGAGGAGGCCUCAGGCUUCAUCCACGAGGACCACCUGCGUGAGCUGCUGACCACCAUGGGGGACAGGUUCACCGAUGAGGAGGUGGAUGAGAUGUACCGGGAGGCGCCCAUCGACAAAAAGGGCAACUUCAACUACGUGGAGUUCACCCGCAUCCUGAAGCAUGGGGCCAAGGACAAGGACGAUUAGAGCCCAGGGCUACUCACCCCUUCUGUCUCAUGCUGUGCACACUCCCCACACCUUGGCCCCCCCUUGCUGCCCCACAGCAGAUUCCUCCCAUGGGAAACACCUCCCAGGACCAUCACCCUGCGUCAGGACACGCUUGGAGGGGACACAGUCCCAUCACUGUGCCGCUGUGUGCCCAUCCAGCCUCUCUCAUCACCUCUCCCACCCAGCCUGGCUGUGCCCCUCUGCCAGCAGCCGUUGACCCCCUCAAAGCCACCAUGUUACUGUUCCUAGGGCUGGGGUGAGCAUCCCCUGCUGACUUGCAGGGAUUUGGGCCAGCUCCAGCCUGAGUGAGCCCCAUUCAGGGCCAUAGCACAGAAGAAAAGCCUCUCUCCCUCUCCUCCCACACUCCCCCUUCAGUAAAGAACCCACACUUUGUCCCUCCUCCCUGGCUGUUUUAUGGCUUUAGAGCCUGAGAUCUGAGGGAUUCGGGAAGCUGAAGGGGUGGAUAAAGCCUGACGGCUGUGACAGAUG